Messenger RNA from Onychostruthus taczanowskii (white-rumped snowfinch), 2322 nucleotides. RefSeq names its product collagen alpha-2(I) chain-like. The transcript has 6 exons. Bases 1 to 2322 code for a protein of 773 amino acids. NCBI's taxonomy places the organism in Eukaryota, Metazoa, Chordata, Aves, Passeriformes, Passeridae. The record is from RefSeq and is a predicted model, not a curated record.
AUGUCAGGGACGCCAGUGCUGCCACGGGGAGCCAGGCGGGCGCCAAUCCUCCAGACGGGGCGGCCGCUCCCACCGGCACCCUGCCUGCUCCCGCCGUGGAGUUACCAUGGGAAGGCAGCGGUGGUGGCGCAGGGGGAGCGCAGGCUCCCGGGGGCUCCCGCCAGCAGCCCACACGCUGCCAGGAGAGAUUUCUCCUCGGUUUCAUCAUCCGCUGCCUGCCCUGAAGGAGAAGUUCCUGCUUCACGCACGGAGCGGCAGCCACCCCUCGAGGGCUGGGGUGCAGCGGGGGCCGCGCGGGUCCCGCAGCCCCGCCGUGCCCCCCCCGCCCCCGUGUGCUCAGGCCUGUCGCGCUCGUGCCACGUGUGCACUGAGGGUGCACGGCAGCAGCUGGCAGAGCCGCGCUGCCACAGCCCCGGGCUCAGCACCGCAGCGCUGGGGGCAGCCUGCGCCCAGGCAGGGGGUCUCGGAGGGUCCCCAGGACCCGACACGGUUCCCGAGCUCAGUCCCUCCCUCCCUCCCAGCACCAGCAUCACCACCGAAGCCUUGAGUGGCUGCAGCUGCCGCGUGCCCGGGCAGUGCCGGGGAUCCCAGGCUGCCCCCCGCGCCUGCCAGGCUGUGGUGGGGGAAACCGAGGUACAGUGCGACUCACCCCACGACAAAACUGGCACUGUAUCCCCUCGCCAAGUGAACGCAGCCACGGAUCGAGGGCGGCUGUGGCCCAAGACGUGGAUCUGCUCCGGCGGGAGGAUUUCCCGCAGCCCCGUGCGCAGGGACCGGGAACAGCCCACGAGUGACACCCCCCGCCCCACGGGCGACGUGUCCACCGGCUCCGGCGGCGGGCGGGGACAGAGGGGCCGUGCAGUGAUCGCGUGCCAACCGUGCCCACCCGCCGCCCGCAGCAUCCCAAAUCAGCGCGACUCACCGCAACCGGGCGGCAAAAGCUGUCGCCGCACCGGUCCCCGUCCCGAUCCCGCUGCCGGUGGGUCGGCACCUCCGCGCAACCCCGCCGCCCCGCCCCACCCCCCUCGGGAGGGCGGGGGUCUUGCGGGCCCCCCGGGACCGGGGCGCGCGGGUGGGGGGCGGCUGAGUCAGAGGCGGUUAACGGGAUCGGGCGGGGGUCGGCCCCCGGCCUGGGCAGGAGAGCACGGGACGGCCCCGCUGCGGCCCCCACCGGCGCCGAGUGCGGUGCCAGGCGCCGAGCGCGCCCCGCCCGCUGCGGCCGCCGAGUGCCGGGGCCGGCACGGCACUGCCCGCUCCGCCCCGCGGACACGGGGGGCGGGGAACCGGGCACGGGGGGGUAAGAACCGAGAAGUGUACACCGAGGGAGAGUUUCGAGUGCCGGGCACGGGAAACCGUGCAGCGGGCACCGGGGUACUGGAGUGCCGGGGACGGGGCGAUGGAGAGCUGGACACGGAGAACGUGGCACCGCGGGGUGCCGGGCAGGCGGGGGCGCAGCGCAGGGAGCAGCCCCCUGUUCUCGGCGGCGCUGGAGCGGGGCGCGGCGGCCCCCAGCAGGGUGGCUCCUCCGCAGGUGCCUGGGCGCGGGCCCCGCGCAACCUGUUUGGCCGCUGCCGGCUCAGGGAGGCAGCGGCGGCCCCGGGGCUCACCUCGGCUCACCCCGGCCCCCCCGCGCCUGGCUCCGAGCGCGGCCACUGCCCGGCGCUAGCGGAAAGUGUGAGGAGCCACCGCCGCUCCGGGGCUGCCAAGGCAAACACGGCCCCGCGCAGACGUUAUGUCAGUGGGCGGGGGGGCCGCUCCGGGGCCGAGAACGGGACCCCCCACCCCUUCGCCAAGCCCCGGUACCGGGCACCUGCCGCCGCGCCUCGCCCAGCCACCCGCUUCGCUCCCCCCAGCUCCGUCCGUCUGACCGUGCACCUGCAUCCCCGUCCAGGGUACCGGCCCGCCCGGCUCGGGGCUUCCGCGGGGCGGAGGGGGGAACCCGCAGAACUACCUCACCCUCCGCACGGCUGCCACCGACCCCCGGCUUCAUCGCUCCCCGCCCGUCCCCUCGGGCUACGGUUCGCCAUCGCCGCUGCGCUCUGCCACUGCCUGCGGCUGUGCUCCCGGUGUCUCUCUCUCCCUGCUUCCCCCGAGGCGACGCCGACGGUGCGGUCGCACUCACCUCUCUCGGCGGGGCCAAGACCGGGGCCGGGCGGGGGCCGCGGGCUCAGCCGGGCCGGCGGCGUGGCAGGAAGGACCGGGUGGUCAUCGCGGUCCGCGGCAGCUGCCUGCAGAGGGCACUGCUGGCUCCCGGAGCCGAGCCCCGUGGGCGGCACCGAUACGCAUGUUCUAACCUGCCCCACACCUAUCCAGAUGUUCUAA